Molecule: messenger RNA, 1521 nt
Organism: Callorhinchus milii (elephant shark)
Lineage: Eukaryota; Metazoa; Chordata; Chondrichthyes; Chimaeriformes; Callorhinchidae
Product: cephalotoxin-like protein
Exons: 4
Coding region: 1-1521 (506 amino acids)
Source: RefSeq, a predicted model, not a curated record
AUGACUUUCCACCAAAGACUCUGUUUGGUUCUCGUGUACUGUGUCUUGGCUCAGGCAUUAUCUCCUGAUUACCAAGUUGAGGUUGAAACUAACCUGGACCUUUCCGAGUUACUGUUGGAAAAAACAAAUUCUGAUAUUUCCAAAGGACUGGAGAUUGUGGAUGAUGUCCUAAAUAUUGCUGAUAAGAUAACUCAGGUCACUCAGAUCGAAGUACUGAGCAAACAAACAAAACUGCUGAAGUUUGCUUCUGGUUUAGGAAAUGUUCUAUCGGUACUCAAUGUUUUUGGUGCUGUGGCCAGUUUUAUUUUCUCCUUCUUGUUGCCAAGUGACCUGGAAAUUAUUAAUAAGAGAUUUGAUGAGGUUAACCGAAAGUUGGACAGCAUCUCUAACAAACUUACCCAAAUGGAAACCAGUAUCAAAACAUCCAUAGCAUUCCAUACCUUCCUUACAACCUACAUCCAGUGGGAAUACGCCAUCAGGAAUGGAGCAGAGAAACUGCAAGCUAUCAGAGAGGAAAUGGGAAAAACACGAGAUGAAAGGAAGCAGAUGAUCCUGGCUUUAGAUUACGUGACCUACUACAAUGACAAUCAAUUGGAGGCAAGCACGCUCAACAUGUAUCGUAUAACAGUUACAGCAAACAGCGCAACUAACAGGAACCUGUUUGAUCUCUUCAUUGAGGAACACUCUUGUGAUAUUAAUGAGCUAUCAGGUUUAAUGAUCAUUCUGAAAGGUCUGAUGUUGAGUGCUGCUCAGCAAACACUGACUUAUCACUAUUUCAAGGGUAACGAUGCUUUAGCCAAAAGCUCACAUGAACGCGUGAUAAACUACCUCUUUGAAAUGCGCCAAGAAUUUGAAAAACGUGUCUAUUAUUGCAAGGAGCACUCAAUUGAAAAUGCAAGGAAGGAAGUUGAGAAGAUACUGACGGACAUUAACACACCAUUACCUGAUAUAGUGGUGCCAGUCAUAUCCCAAAGACUGACUCGCCUGUAUCCCUGGUACGCCUGGGCAGUUGCUGAAUUUAAGGAAAUUGGCGAUAAAAUAUGUCAUUCACAUCUGGAAAGAAAAGGUUCAAACUAUUUCUUGGUUCAGAACUAUGGCGAGCACCAAAAGAACAUCAUUGUUGCUUGGCAGGAUGUCAAUGAACACUUGAGCUGCACUGAUGUUUCACAUGUUAGAACCCUAGUCCCCUAUCAGCGCUGCGCUAAGUGUUCCGAUGAACAUGUCAAAGCUUCAGAGGAAAUACUGACCCAAAAACGCUGUCCGGACAAUUUGAAAAUGAUUUGCCAGCUGCCUCAUUAUAUCAAACUCCCGGUCUGGGACUGGCUUGGAGUCCAUGUUGAGGCACAGAGAGAUCUGUGUAGUCAGCCAAUGGCCUGCAAUGGGCACGGGGGCUGUAACCUGAUCCCACACACCAACCAGUUCAUGUGUAUCUGUCAUCCGAUGUACGAAGGACCAGGCAAAGUAAAUAUCAUGCCUAUUGGAAUAGGACGAGUUGUCCGAGUUUAUCGGUUCCAGAUUUAG